GUCCUUUCUGACAUUCAGCAUCGUAGUCAGGUGGCAUUGGUUAGAUUGCGUGUCUAUCUUUGUGCCUUUGCCUUACAGUGUCUGGAAAUUAAAAUGAAACCACUAUAUGUCAGACGGCGAAAAUUGAACGCAGGUUAAGGGAAGCGGUUCUCCAGUGAACAAACAGAACAUAUCGGCGUCAAAAGAUAACUAAUAAUGCAGGCGGGGCUACGUGAAAGCGAGCACGCAGCGGGCAUUAUUUCUCGAGCGACUGCCCUUACGGAUGUAGACUCCGAGGCAGAGUCCCACUUGGACGGACGUUCAGAAGAGGUGGACAAGGAAACCAGGAGCCGGGCUUACACUUGGUGUAAGGAAUUUCUCGCUGGGUCCUGGAAGCUCAUCUCCGAGAACGAUUUUGAGAUCGACAUUGUCAGUGGAGGAUUAAGUAAUCUGCUGUACGUGUGCUCUCUGCCAGAGCAUGUUCUAAGUGUUGGAGAUGAACCUCGCCAAGUGCUUCUCAGAAUUUAUGGAGCCAUUUUGCAAGAUGUUGAUUCCAUUGUGCUAGAGAGUGUGAUGUUUGCUAUUUUGGCAGAGCGAGCACUGGGUCCACGGUUAUAUGGAGUUUUUCCACAGGGACGGUUAGAACAAUACAUUCCAAGCAGACGGUUGAUGACACAUGAGCUAAGUAUCCCUGAGACUUCAGCGGAGAUUGCUGUAAAGAUGUCUCGAUUCCAUGGAAUGGUUAUGCCCUUCAACAAGGAACCAAAAUGGCUUUUUCGGACCAUAGAAAGAUACAUGAAGCAAAUUCUGACACUAAAAUUCACAAGGGAAGCCCAUAUUAAAAAAUUUAACAAACUGAUGAAGUACAAUCUGCAAGAUGAAAUGAAAAUCCUAAGAGCAAUGCUGGAGGCAACUCCCUCACCAGUAGUAUUCUGUCAUAAUGAUGUUCAAGAAGGUAACAUUCUACUGCUUGCGAACCAAGAUGUGAGCUCCAGUGAAAAGCUUAUGCUGAUAGAUUUUGAAUACAGUAGUUAUAAUUACAGAGGUUUUGAUAUUGGAAACCAUUUUUGCGAAUGGGUUUAUGACUACACCUACAAUCAGUGGCCAUUUUUUAAAGCUAACCCAGAGAAUUACCCAAAUAGGCAGCAACAGCUGCAUUUUAUUCGUCAUUACCUAUCAGAAUAUGCUGUAAACAAUGCAAAUAUAGCACAUGAAGAUCAAGCAAAAAUUGAAGAAGAAAUGAUCAUAGAAUCCAAUAGAUUUGCGUUGGCUUCACAUUUUAUGUGGGGUUUAUGGUCUAUUAUACAGGCUAAAUUAUCGACUAUAGAGUUUGGGUACAUGGACUAUGCCCUGUGUCGAUUUAAUGCUUACUUCCGGCAGAAAGCUUUGUUUGCUUAGUUAUUCUGUCUUUUCAAGGAGGCCAGAUGAAAGACUAUUUGAGACUGUAUGUCUCUGAGUAGCUUCUGUGUAUUCUGAUUCCAGCUAUCACCAUUUGCACAGUCUGUUUUUAAUUUUUUUUACAGUAAUUAUUUAUUUUAGACCUGCAAGUCCUUCAAAAAAAUGGUGCCUACAUAAAGUAAGUCACUAUAACCUUUGCCGAAACAGUGAAGGCCAAACGUCCUUGGAAAUAAAAGAAAGAUGGUAAACAUAGAAACGGGAGGGCAAAACAAUAUGCUAAUUAUUACAAUUGUCUGUACCAACAUUUUGUUUAGAGUAAUUUAUUAUUCAGCAUAAAAAUUGCAAUGCAAUUCUAAAUAUUCAUCUCCAUUUUAUUCAAGAAAUGGGAACACAUGUUGGAGAACAGUAGGUCCGUGUUAGUGUCUAGAAAUGUCAAGUCAAGAUCUUCAUUUGGUAUACUGUAUACUGUAUUUGCCACCUGAUACUAUGGAGCUUCAGCUAUAGGGUUCAUUUUCUGUAGGAAAGAGACAAACGUGCAGGGUGUCGCAAAGAUCAUGGAUGAAAAUGCUACUCUGGUUUAUUAAUACAUUUUCCGCCCCUUUUUAUUUUUUGCUGUCAAAAUUCCAUUAUUACAAGUAUAUGAAUGUACAGUCAAAGGUAACGGUAUAUGAAUGUAUUGAUAGACUUUUACGUUUUUUUUUAAAAUGUGCAAUAUAUAUGUUAAAUUACCAUGACCACAAUACAAGUGCAGACUAUGACAGUAUACAGUAGAGUAAAUCAUGUCAUAUCAUCAACAUUUUCUUAAAGCAUUUCAGAAUUAUAAAGCAAACGGCAGGAGACUGGAAAUACUGUGCUUGUAUGUGACAAUAUUUAGUUAGGAUUUGUUUUUCCAAAGCUAUUUAUUAGUUUUUUUAUGCAGGUUCCAGUGGUACACUUCACAAAUUAUUAGGCCCAAGGCAAAUGGCAUUGCUUCCACUUACACAACUGCACACUCAAGGCACCACUAUGACAUCUCUUGUCAUGUGAAUGUCACAUGACAGAAUCUAAACAAAAAUUGCAAUAAAAUAAUAAUUAUAAUAAAAUCGUCAAAAAAUCAAUAAAAUCAUAAAGCUGUAUUUAACGGGGGACUAUGAAGCACCUUGUUAAUGCAGGCAGCUUAUUCCUUAAGCUGAAGAGAGUACAGUAGUCUUAGCGUGUCACAUUUGUUUACCCCCUACUGCCGACUAUCCCAAAUGAGUGCUCUUCGACGCUACUUAUCUUGCUGCUGGAUGUAUUGGGCAGCACGCCGGGCCCAUUCAGAAACCUUUGACUUAUCAAAAGACUCCUUGAGGCCUGCAGCACAUUCUGGUGCAUGGUCCUGAUAUUACAAGAUGAUGAAGAGUCUCCUUAUGGAACAAAUGAACGCUCAUAAGGCCAAUAGGCGGGCUCAUUUUGUUGAUUUGUGAGCAGAAGUUUCCUGUACGUUCAGAAAAAUUCCAGAUUUAAAAACCGGUAUGUUCUCACAACUCCAUUUCCCAACACACUGAUGAAAUUAGAGUCUUGCAGAGUAAAAUUGAAACACUUAAAUCAAAGCUAGUAGAAAAGGAAGACGGGGACCAUUGAAAAAAGUUUUUUUUUUUUUUUUGGUCCAGAUCAUGGAUGAGAUGGUUUCCAACAUUGAAAAGGCCCACAGAAAGUAUCAGUGUGGUCAGUUCCUGUGCUUUAAUCAUCCUGUUUGUAAGACUUUUCUUGUCAUACAAGCUACGAAGACACCUUUACUACAGUAUACUGACAUCCUUGAAAAGGAAGCCUAUAAAUGCAAUUGUGAAGAAAGUAAAAGAAGUUGGGCUGUAUACAUUUAUGUUGUACCCAUCAUCUCUAAAACAUCGAGUGGUAGGCACCUGCUGUUUUCUUCAGUUCUCCAGCAGAUGUGCUUUGAGUGGCUGGGGUCUUUUCCCAUUUAAUGGUUGUUCAGUCUGGUUUGUCAAGGCAUCACAAGACUCUCCACAAGGAAAUCCUAUGGUGACAGUGCUUGCUAAUCAUGGUUCUCAACUCUCCUCCUUGUAACUAGUAUUGCAAAUUUGCAAAUAUCUCAGGGUUUUAGUAUUGGACUUUGCUAAGUUCUUUUUCCACCAUUGACUGAUUGGUUUUUUAAAAUUUGAAUUUCUUCUAUAGUCAUGGAAUAUUCUUUAUUUUCUCCAUGCUGUAAAUCCCAGUUACAAAUUGGUUAUGUAUUUGCCAAGCAAAGGUCCCACUUAUUCUGUUUCUCCCACCCUUCUUCUUGUCAGAUCAUAAGAUUCUUCUUCUCAAAAUCCAUAAUCCUCACUUGCAGACCCAAGCCAGCAGAUGGAGAUUACAUUUUUAUAAAAUAAUUUAGUGAUCGGUUAUCUAUGAAACAAAAUGAGCAGUCACACUCCUGGUUUUGUGCCUCCAUCUCCCCCCCAACUCAACGAUCCCAUGCCUCUUUACUCCUUUGUCUCAUGGAGGAAGGUGUUCUCAUUGAUUUAAGCGUCUAUCAUUGACAUAAGCACAUUUGCUCCAGUAAUUUGUUAAUCAGCCCAGGCACAACAUAUUGCUGUUACAUAUUAAUUGUUUUUCAUCCCAAAAAGAAAAAGUGUUAAACAUCUGACACAAGUCCACACAUCAUGCUUGAUGCCACACCAGUACUGUAUAUCCAUAAUAAAAGUUGAUCUUUUAUUAAUUUGCCAUUUGUCAACAUAUACUGUAACUAAAUUAUGUUCAAUACUGAACAGAAUUUAUUUUCAACUUUAAAAGGAAUGCUCAAGAAAUUCAGAUUACAGUUCCUCAAAGAUUUCAGUAAUCUGAUUUAGUAGCAAAAUGUUUUCAACUCCGAAUCAUCAAUUCAUUCCAUAACAACAUUCCUUUUGACUAGAAUAGUAGUCAGUAGAAUUCAGAUUACUCCGCAAACGUCUCAAACUCUAGUUUGCCUGUCCUAUGGACCUCUAACCAGAUCCUGAUGAAAUGAAGGAGAUUCUACAGAGGAAAAACAUUUUCAUAUGUGCAACAAUAACCACAUUAAAGAAGCUUUGUAAAGUCUUUCAAGCAUUUAAUUUCUUGCUUGUUGGUUAGAAACUCUUUUCUGGUUGAUUCUCUUCUGUUUGGCCAGAUUUUGUGCUGUUUCGAGCAGUUUUUUUAGCAGCUUCUCUGUCAGAUGAGAUUGAGAUCUGUGGCUGUGUUACAUGACCUGUUGGGCGAGGAGCUUGGACUGGGCUGCCUAGAUGAGCACGGCUUUCCUUGAAGUAUACCAGGGUUCUUAAGAAUUAUUUUUUAAAAUAUUUUUUGUCAUGUUAAAGACAUGUAAAUUGAUUACUUCUUAUUAUAUGGCCUUGCUCCUUCUCAGUAUGGCGACACUGGCAGUUUACCAGCUUCUAAAUGCUUUUCAGUUGGAUUGGGCAACAGACCUGCAAGUCGACAAUCAUUCUUCAUUGUAAAGUGGUUUCAUCUAUCAUUGCUCUUCUGUUAGUGACUGUUCCUCAGUGGUCUGAACCCUUUACACAUCUCCCAACUUUUUUUUGAAUGUUUCCAUUCACUUUUCUAUACACUCACCAGCCACUUUAUGAGGUACACCUGUUCAACUGCUUGUUAACCUAAAUACCUAAUUAGCCAAUCAGAUGGCAGCAACUCAAUGCAUUUAGCCAUGUAGACCUUCUCAAGAUGACCUGCUAAAGUUCAAACCAAGCAUCAGAAUGGGGAAGAAAGUUGAUUUAAGUGACUUUGAACAUGACUUAAUUGUUGGUGCCAGACAGGCUGGUCUGAGAUUUCAGAAACUGCUGAUCUACUGGGAUUUUUAUGCACAACCAUCUCUGGGAUUUACUGAGAAUGGUCCAAAAAAGUGAGUGGCAGUUCUCUGGGCGAAAAUGCCUUGUUGAUGGCAGAGGUCAGAGGAGAAUGGCCAGACUGGUUUGAGCUGAUAGAAAACCAACAGUAACUGAAAUAAGCACUCGUUGCAACCGAGGUAUGCAGAAGAGAAUCUCUGAAUGUACAACAUACCGAACCUUGAAGCAGAUGGGCCACAGCAGCAGGAGACCACACCGGUGACCACUCCAGUCGGCUAAGAACAGGCAACUCAGGCUACAAUUCACACAGGCUCACCAAAAUUAGAAAAUAGAAGAAUGGAAAAACAUUGCCUCGUCUGAUGAGUCUCGAUGACUGCUGUGACAUUCGGAUAGUAAGAAUUUGGGGUCAACAACAUGAAAGCAUGGAUCCAUCCUGGCGGUGUAAUGGUGUGGGGGAUAUUUUCUUGCCACACUUUGAGCCCCUUACUACCAAUUGUGCAUUGUUUAAAUGACACAGCCUACCUGAGUGUUGUUGCUGACCGUGUCAAUCCCUUUAUGACUGCAAUGCACCCAUCUGCUGAUGGCUACUUCCAGCAGGAUAAUCCACCAUGUCACAAAGCUCAAAUCAUCCCACAUUGUUUUUUUAGACAUGACAAUGAAUUCACUGUACUCAAAUGGCCUCCACAGUCACCAGAUCUCAGUCCCAUAGAGCACCUUCGGGAUGUGGUGAAUAGGAGAUUCACAUCCGACAAAUCUGCAGCAACUACGUGAUGCUGUCAUGUCAUUAUGGACCAAAAUCCCUGAGAUCUUUCCAGCACCUUGCUGAAUCCAUACCACGAAGAAUUACAGCAGUUCUGAAGGCAAUAGGGGGUCCAACCCGGUACUAGUAAGGUGUACCUAAUAAAGUGGCCGGUGGGUGUAUUUUGAGAGGUUAAACAUUCAUCUGAACACAUGAGUUGGUGUGAAUUUCAGUUUUUUCUUCUAACCAAACUUGCACUACAUUCCUGUUCUUCUUUGUUGCAACCUGCAGUAGUAACAGCGCUCAGUAGCAAGUCACACGUUAACAACAGCAGCGCACUGACAUGUCAAUGCUGAGAAAUGGGUUUGAAACAAACUGCAGGACAGAAUUAUGGUAGGAGUUUAUCUUUUAAAACUGGUUUUGUGCACUGGCCUGUCCAUCAGUUUGUUUUUAUGUACUUCACUGUAUUUUUGAACUUUCUUUUAAAAGGAAUGUAUUUUGUAUAAAUGUGUCUAUAGCAACUUAACAAUAUGUGAAUAAUUGGCUCUGCUACUUCUUUAAUAAUUUCCCCUUAUUAUGUGACUGCAGUUUUUGAUUGUUUAAACCAUAUUAAGACUAUAUGUAAAAUAAAAAUCUAAUCAAACCGUA
Erpetoichthys calabaricus (reedfish) is the source of this 6540-nucleotide messenger RNA. RefSeq names its product choline kinase beta (gene chkb). The coding region runs from base 196 to 1377 and encodes 393 amino acids. Gene Ontology annotation, biological process: phosphatidylethanolamine biosynthetic process; CDP-choline pathway. The record is from RefSeq and is a predicted model, not a curated record. Gene Ontology annotation, molecular function: ethanolamine kinase activity; choline kinase activity. The transcript is spliced from 12 exons. Gene Ontology annotation, cellular component: cytoplasm. NCBI's taxonomy places the organism in Eukaryota, Metazoa, Chordata, Cladistia, Polypteriformes, Polypteridae.